Messenger RNA from Chelonoidis abingdonii (Abingdon island giant tortoise), 2104 nucleotides. The record is from RefSeq and is a predicted model, not a curated record. NCBI's taxonomy places the organism in Eukaryota, Metazoa, Chordata, Testudines, Testudinidae.
CUUGUACCCUACAGUAGGGCUUCAAACACCAGGAGAAGUGGUAGAUGCUAACUUUGGGCAGCAUCCAUUUGUGUUUGACAUUGAAGACUAUAUGCGAGAAUGGAGAACCAAAAUUCAGGCUCAGAUCGACAGAUUUCCUAUAGGAGAUCGGGAAGGAGAAUGGCAGACAAUGAUUCAAAAAAUGGUUUCAUCUUAUUUAGUUCAUCAUGGGUACUGUGCAACAGCAGAGGCUUUUGCCAGAUCUACAGACCAGACUGUACUAGAAGAAUUAGCCUCCAUUAAAAAUAGACAAAGAAUUCAAAAAUUGGUUUUAGCAGGAAGAAUGGGAGAAGCCAUUGAAACAACACAACAGUUGUAUCCAAGUUUACUAGAAAGAAAUCCUAAUCUCUUAUUUGCAUUAAAGGUGCGCCAGUUUAUAGAAAUGGUGAAUGGUACAGACAGUGAAGUGCGAUGUCUGGGCGGCCAUAGUCCAAAAUCACAAGAUAGUUACCCUGUAAGCCCUCGAUCAUUUAGUAGUCCUAGCAUGAGCCCCAGCCAUGGAAUGAAUAUACACAGUUUAGCAGUGAGCAAAGGAAGCAGCACACACUUUUCUGGUUUUGAAAGUAGUUGCAGUAAUGGAGUAAUAUCAAACAAAGCACAUCAGUCUUACUGUCAUAUUAAACACCAGUCCACAAGUUUGAAUGUACCUGAACUCAACAAUAUAAAUGUAUCAAGAUCACAGCAAGUUAACAGCUUCACCAGUGAUGUAGACAUGGAAACAGAUCACUACUCCAAUGGAGUUGCAGAGACUUCAUCCAAUGGCUUCCUAAAUGGUAGUUCUAAACAUGAUCACGAAAUGGAAGAAUGUGACACAGAAAUGGAAGUUGACUCAAGUCAGUUAAGACGUCAGUUAUGUGGAGGUAGCCAAGCGGCCAUUGAAAGAAUGAUCCAUUUUGGAAGAGAAUUGCAGGCAAUGAGUGAACAACUAAGGAGAGAAUGUGGCAAAAACACAACAAAUAAGAAAAUGCUAAAGGAUGCAUUCAGUUUACUUGCAUAUUCGGAUCCUUGGAGCAGUCCAGUUGGAAACCAGCUUGAUCCAAUACAGAGAGAACCUGUGUGCUCUGUACUUAAUAGUGCAAUACUAGAGACCCACAAUCUGCCAAAGCAGCCCCCGCUUGCCCUAGCAAUGGGACAGGCUUCACAGUGUCUAGGAUUGAUGGCGCGUUCGGGAAUUGGGUCGUGUGCAUUUGCCACAGUGGAAGACUAUCUACACUAGCUAUGCAUUUGAAGAUCUCAAGUAUGUAUUGUGGCAUAUUCAACAUGGAGGUAGAUCAGCUUUGCUGACUGGAAUUUGGAUCUUUUAAUUAUGUACUAAGGACCGGUCUGUCGCUUUGUUGCUUCCUAGUUUACAGCAUGAUGCAAAUGAUUUUCUAACUUAGCGUUAGGAGAAAUUUUCCAUCUUUAACCUCUUAGACAACUAAGAGUUAAAAGUAUCACUGAUAAUGUCAGACAUCCAAAUUGACAAUUACAAAUUCUUUAAAUGAUUGUUCAAAACAAACCAAAAAUCCUACCACUUUGAGGUGGGGCAGAAGAAUAGAAAAUGUUGUGGAUGUGUUAGCAUGUGGGUGAUGUAAACUUCAAGCAGGAUGACUUGCCAACCUCCACCUUCAUUAUUACAUAGUUCAAUCAGUGUAACUUGCAAAAUGCAUAAACACCUGACAGUUUGGAUAUAUAGUGUUGAUGGGAAGAAAUAUUUUUUAAUGUGUACUGUAAAACUUGAAAUACUCAGGAGCUGAGUGAAUAUGUUUGUUGCUACUUACAAUCCCUAUCUGUUGAUCUUAGUAGUUUUUGUUUUAACAUGGUCUUUUCAACUUUCUUUGUUUAACUACAGACAACUUCUGUUCUAGACUCACCAGUUUAACUGUUGUAUAAUAACAGUAUUACAUGUCACAGUGUGGUUACGACCUCUAUUUAUAUAAAAACCAAAUAUUAGUCAAUUUACAGUCUUAAUUUAAUCUUUGUACACCUUGCAUUUUUAAAAGUGCUUAAAUGAGUACUAUAUUGCAAUAAAAUGUAGUGAUAUCAUAAUUAACCAGCCAUUAAAAACUUACUUCUACAGAUAUUA